AAUUAUGAUGGUAAGAUUUGCGUGAAGUGGGAAUUUAACAAACCAGAAAAGACCGUAGAAGGCCUUAGCAAAUAGCAACAAAAUUAAACAGCCUGGUUUUGAACGGAGAUAUUCCAUGGCAGAGGAAGGGAAACCCGAUGCACAGCUCUUCCAGCUUCUUUCCAAUCUCCUCAACCAGGUGGAAACACUGACAAAUCAAGAAGAAGUUGAACUGAGAUCUAAAAUAGAAACUCUUGGAUUAGAGGUUACAAAAGUUCCUUCAUCGUCAACUCAGCACCUUAACGAGUUGGAAAUAGCCAAGGAGUUGGAUAAAUUAUCAGCAAAAUUGGAUGAUGUUGAUGAGAUGAUAUCAUCAGCAAUGGCUGCAGAUCCACAAGUGCAGUCACUCUUGAGUGGUACAGCUGAUGUGUGGAUGCCAGUUAUCACUGCUACCUCUGAAGAAAGACGUAAUUUUACAGCAUCUCCUGCAGACAACACCCAAACAGAUGUGGAAAAUUCUAAAUAAUUUCCUUUUUUUCCUGUCAUUAAGUAUGAAUAUUUUUUUAA
Molecule: messenger RNA, 546 nt
Organism: Abrus precatorius (Indian licorice)
Lineage: Eukaryota; Viridiplantae; Streptophyta; Magnoliopsida; Fabales; Fabaceae
Exons: 3
Coding region: 116-505 (129 amino acids)
Source: RefSeq, a predicted model, not a curated record